This is a messenger RNA of Zonotrichia leucophrys gambelii, 818 nucleotides long. Its product is annotated as low affinity immunoglobulin gamma Fc region receptor III-like. Gene Ontology annotation, cellular component: plasma membrane. The record is from RefSeq and is a predicted model, not a curated record. The transcript is spliced from 7 exons. The annotation marks the transcript as partial. Gene Ontology annotation, biological process: cell surface receptor signaling pathway. Gene Ontology annotation, molecular function: transmembrane signaling receptor activity. Lineage: Eukaryota; Metazoa; Chordata; Aves; Passeriformes; Passerellidae.
CCCAGACCCUCGGCCUCGCUGGUGCCCAGACCACCCAGCUCCUGGUGGAUCCUCCCUGGAGGCCGGCAGUGCUGUGGGACCAGGUGACACUGACCUGCCAGGGCUCGGGGACCGCCGGUGCCACCACCUGGUACCAGGAUGGGCAGCAUUGGUGGCAGGAGGGACCUGCCAACUUCACUGUCACCGCGAGUGGCAUCUACAGGUGUGACAGACCUGGCACCGGGCUCAGCCCCCCCAUGAGAGUCUUAAAUGCUCGCUUGGUGCUGCAGGUGCCGGCGUGGGAGCUGCUAGAGGGGGACACGAUGACACUGCGCUGCCGGUGCUGGCGGGACAUGUCGGUCACUGAGGUGCGAUUCUACCAUGAGGACAAGGAGGUGGGGAGGUCCCUCACUGGGACCAAGCUGUCCCUGUCGCCUCUGCAGCUGAACCACAGUGGCCGCUACUGCUGUGGGGGCCAGGUGGACUCCAAGGUGGCACCGUGGAUGCUCUCAGCGCCGGUGACAGUGACAGUGCAUGUGCCCGUGGACAAUGCCACCAUCACACCCGGUGUCCUGGAGCUGACACCGCGAGACACAGGGACACACAGGGACACAGUGGCUGCAGGGGUCAGUGGGGCCAUUUUGUUCCUGCUCCUGCUUGUGGGUAUCAUUGUGGCCUGGUACCAGUGGCACCGCCUGGAUGCCAGGAAGCACCAGGAAAGGGCACCCCCAGACCCCAUGGCACUCCCAGUGGAGGAUCCUCAGGCGACGUACAUGGAGCUGCAAAGGCACCCAUGGGAACCCAGCGACAUCUAUGACAAUCUACACCAAAAGUUGUGA